AUGGAGCAAGUGCAACCUGCGGACACCGAGGCAGGUGCCGAGCCGGCAGGGAAAAGCACGCAGAAUCCCCCCGCAGCGUCUGAGGCCGGCACCGACGAGGGCUCCCAGGCCCAGCCGCAACUCCAGCCGACAUCUGCAGUCGCUGCAAAGAGCGCCACCGUCUGCGGAGUCUGCCAGAAGACGGCUUCGAAAUAUAAAUGCCCUCGGUGCUACUUGCCAUAUUGCUCAGUUGCCUGCAACAAAACCCACAAGGAGAACCAUCCUCCAGACCCCGAGCCACAGCUGCUUGCAGAACCUCAAAGCCCAGCAUCGCCGGCCAAUCGUGCUCCUGCCACUCUGUCGGACCUCGCCAAUCCCUUCUGCGCGCUUGACACGUCAGAGCACCUGCAACACCUGUUUCGCAAGUACCCUGGCCUCACGCAGCAGUUGCUCGACAUCCACGCCGCCACUCAACCGCCGCAGGAAGCUCCCGAUGGGAGAAUACCGGCUUCCCUGAUGCAGAAUGUCGCCAAGAAAAGUAGCUGGAACCAUGACAUUGGCAUCAAGAAUGGGAAGGAGGCCCUGCGAAGGGCUCGUAUGGCAGAGGGGGAAGCAGGCGAAGCUAUUCGAGAGUACACCGAGUUGAUCCUGCAUCUUAUCAACACGCGGGAUGACGAAGACGAGGUUACAAGGAGGCUACAGCAGCAGGCGGCCCACGAGGACACCCAGUUGAUUGAACAAUUGCUUGCACAGGAAAGACGAUAA
Molecule: messenger RNA, 744 nt
Organism: Metarhizium album ARSEF 1941
Lineage: Eukaryota; Fungi; Ascomycota; Sordariomycetes; Hypocreales; Clavicipitaceae
Product: zinc finger (HIT type) family protein
Exons: 2
Coding region: 1-744 (247 amino acids)
Biological process (GO): snoRNA localization; maturation of LSU-rRNA from tricistronic rRNA transcript (SSU-rRNA, 5.8S rRNA, LSU-rRNA); box C/D snoRNP assembly
Cellular component (GO): pre-snoRNP complex; nucleus
Source: RefSeq, a predicted model, not a curated record